Messenger RNA from Suncus etruscus (white-toothed pygmy shrew), 1032 nucleotides. RefSeq names its product serine protease 33-like. Lineage: Eukaryota; Metazoa; Chordata; Mammalia; Eulipotyphla; Soricidae. Bases 1 to 1032 code for a protein of 343 amino acids. Gene Ontology annotation, biological process: proteolysis. The record is from RefSeq and is a predicted model, not a curated record. The transcript is spliced from 7 exons. Gene Ontology annotation, molecular function: serine-type endopeptidase activity.
AUGUCCAAUCUCAACCUGGGCUUCCGGCCACAAGAAUACAUAGGACCCUUGUGGGAGAUCACAGGAGUUUCCCCACAGGGCUCCCCCUGGCUGGGGGACAUUACUGAGAGCAGCAGGAACCAGAUACCCAACUCCCAGGAUCUGGAGAGUGGCAGUGGCCAAGGGCGGGCCAGGCUUAGUGCCAGGACAUAUUCGACAGCCAGCACAGGAGCAGCAGAUAUGCCACCACUACCACUGCUGUUGCUCUUCAUGCUCCUCCUCCUGGGACGAAGGGGGAGUGGCCUGGUCCCUGAGGCCCGUAUCGUGGGGGGCCAGGCUGCCAGGCCUGGUCAGUGGCCUUGGCAAGUGAGCCUUCGGGAGCACGGUGAGCAUGUGUGCGGAGGCAGCCUCGUGAACAAUCAGUGGGUACUGACUGCCGCCCACUGUGUGCCCAGGAAUCCGCGACAGCUCAUUGUCCAGCUGGGAGAGUGGUCCCUGUACACCAGGCCCCCAGGCUCCGUGGCUGUGGGUGUGGUCAGCGUGGCCUUCCACCCCUCCUACACUGGGGAUGCGCUCCAGGGCGCUGACGUGGCCCUGCUGAAGUUGGCACGGCCUGUGCGCUUCUCCCGCACCAUCAGACCCGUGCUGCUGGCCUGGCCCGGCUUCCGCUUGUCCCCAGGCACCCUCUGUUGGGUGACCGGCUGGGGGGACGUCAGGGAGAGCGAGGGACUGCCCAUGCCCCUGCAGCUGCAGGAAGUGGAUGUUCGGACCCUGAGCCUGCAGAUGUGCCAGGAGCAGUACGCACCCCUGCAGAUCACCGAGGAAAUGCUGUGUGCUGGCCCUGCCCAGGGCCAGAAGGGCUUCUGCGAGGGAGACUCCGGGGGCCCCCUGGUCUGCCAGCUCUGGAGCGGGCUGUGGCUGCAGGCAGGUGUGGUCAGCUUCAGCAAAGGCUGCGCAGAACCCGGCCUCGCGGGUGUCUACACCAGCGUUCCUGCCUACCAGCCCUGGAUCUGGAACCAAAUGUCCUUGCUCCGAGCCCCGUCCUGGGGCUGA